Molecule: messenger RNA, 900 nt
Organism: Vicia faba (fava bean)
Lineage: Eukaryota; Viridiplantae; Streptophyta; Magnoliopsida; Fabales; Fabaceae
Source: the annotation of a GenBank genome assembly
AUGAACGACUUACUCUCCGUCCAAAACGACAACAGCCACCACCACCACCACCACGUCAUCCAUAUGACGGAAAGCACCACCACCACGGUGACCACACUCAACAAAUUCUUUGAAGAAGUCGAGUCGGUGAAGGAAGAGUUGAAAGAGUUGGAGAAACUCCGCAUAAGUCUGAGAGCCUCGCAUGGGAAGAGCAAAAGCCUUCACACCGCCACCGCGGUGAAGGAGCUUCGUUCUCGAAUGGACUCCGACGUUACUCUGUCGCUCAAGAUAGCUAAACUGGUUAAAACUCGGUUGGAGCUGCUUGAUCGGUCGAACGAAGCGAGCCGGUCGUUGGUUGAUUGUGGACCCGGUUCGUCUUCUGAUCGAACGCGGUUGGCGGUGGUUGCUGGUUUGAGGAAGAAUUUGAGAGAUUCGAUGGAGAGUUUUAAUGUACUCAGGGAGAUGAUAUCGUCGGAGUAUAGAGCGACGGUGCAGCGGAGAUACUUUACCGUUACCGGAGAGAAAGCUGAUGAUACAACUCUUGAUCUCCUCAUCUCUACCGCUGAAAGCGAAACAUUUUUACAAAAAGCCAUUAAAGAACAAGGGAGAGCAACAGUGAUGGAGACAAUACAGGAGAUUGAGGAGAGACAUGGUGCUGUGAAAGAGAUAGAGAGAAACCUAAAUGAGCUACAUCAAGUGUUUUUGGACAUGUCUGUAAUGGUGGAAGCCCAAAGUGAUGAAUUGAAUGACAUUGAGAGACAAAUGAUGCGAGCAAAUUCGUACGUUAGGAAAGGUAUCCAACAAAUACAUGUUGCUAGGAAGCAUCAAAAGAAUAGCCGUAAUUGGACAUGUUUUGCCAUUUUAGUCCUUCUCAUUAUCGCUUUGGUUGUAAUUCUUCCUAUUGUUUUGAAAAAUAAUUAG